Messenger RNA from Artibeus jamaicensis (Jamaican fruit-eating bat), 657 nucleotides. Its product is annotated as histone H2A type 2-C. Bases 42 to 431 code for a protein of 129 amino acids. Gene Ontology annotation, cellular component: nucleosome. The record is from RefSeq and is a predicted model, not a curated record. Gene Ontology annotation, molecular function: DNA binding; structural constituent of chromatin; protein heterodimerization activity. Lineage: Eukaryota; Metazoa; Chordata; Mammalia; Chiroptera; Phyllostomidae. The transcript has a single exon.
AAGAUUGUGAGUUUUAAGGGUUUUAACUUCGCUUUGUAGCUAUGUCCGGUCGCGGGAAGCAAGGAGGCAAAGCUCGUGCCAAGGCCAAGUCGCGCUCAUCUCGCGCUGGUCUCCAGUUCCCAGUGGGCCGAGUGCAUCGCCUGCUGCGCAAAGGCAACUACGCCGAGCGCGUGGGGGCCGGCGCGCCGGUCUACAUGGCGGCCGUGCUAGAGUACCUGACUGCCGAGAUCCUGGAGCUGGCGGGUAACGCCGCCCGAGACAACAAGAAGACGCGCAUCAUUCCUCGUCAUCUUCAGCUGGCCAUCCGCAACGAUGAAGAGCUUAACAAGCUGCUGGGCAAAGUCACCAUUGCCCAGGGUGGCGUUUUGCCUAACAUCCAGGCGGUUCUGUUACCAAAGAAAACCGAAAGCCACAAGGCCAAAAGUAAAUAAAUGCUGAAGAAGCAAACCAAAGACCAAAGGCUCUUUUUAGAGCCACCCAAUCUUUCAAAAAAAGAGCUAAUGCGCUACUUAACUGUUACCAGCCCUUCAUUUGAUACUUUGGUGGCUCUUAAAAGAGCCUUUGGGGUGGGGCUGGUGUGGUGUCAGGCCCAGUUACUUGUUCUUGCCAGGCUUAUGACUCUCCGUUUUCUUGGGCAACAAGACAGCCUGGAUAUUG